AUGAACCCUCAACAUUCCGGAGCGGCUACUCUGCCAAAAGGCUUCCGCUUCCACGAUCUGGACCAUCAGAACCCCAAAACGCCGGAGCCUUUUGCCACGAAUGAGGAGCUGCAGCCACCCUCUCCGCCGCGUCCACGGUUGAGAUUGAAAAGACGCGUCGCAUCCAGCCUCGCCGCCCCUACCUCCCAGUUCCUCGCGUCGGUCGCUGCUGCCGAUGUGCCAAUCCCUAGCAUCGAAGAGCCGGAGUCCUCUGGCGCAAACAAGCAGAUUUCCAGCAUGACAUAUCCAGUCAUCCACAACCUCGGGGACCUGGAUGGCCUUGGAUUUCAGAAGCUUCGCGGCAGACGUUUUUCUCCACCCCGAACACCAGCACCCGGCGCCGCGCCUUCGCUUUCGCCUCAACGCUAUCCCAACUGGUCCAUCGACUCUGCCUUCAGUAGCGGCGAGUCAACGCCCGAGUUCGAGUCCAGCCGGCCAUCCACUGCACGGUCCACCCAAACCAGCGCGUCCAUCUUCAGCCGCUUCUCCCUAAUGUCUGACGAUCUGGAGUGCAUCAGUCCCGAGACCGACGCAUCGGACCACAUUAAGCAAUCCUUCUUUGACAGUUUUGAUGAGCCUGCCGACCCUCCACCCAAGCCCAAGUCGAAGAGGCGGAAGGCUCCUUGGACAAAGGCCAUGAGCGAUCAUCUCUGGGCUACCUACCUCACGUAUCUGCAAGACCCCAAGGUCACACCAUUCCGCACCGGCAAAAGCUGCAUCCCUCCCCACGGCGUGUGCCUCCGCGUUGCAAGGGAAGCGAAGAGGAGUUGGCGAGGCCCCAAAGGCGGAAGAAAGUCGCUGAACCCAAAGAGCGGGAGCAACACGCCAACCGUCGAGACUUGUACCUUUCUCCAGUGGCCACAUACUUGUGCGGCCACUCGAGCGCAUCUGAGGGAGCUGUGUAAGUUGAAAGCGGCCUCGUCGUCGGCCCGGACAUCCCGGUUUCUCGCCAACAGCCCGACGCCUUUCGGCAGGACGGCGGCCAGGUUCUGGAACCGCAGGUCCACUCCGGCUCGGUCCCCUUCCGUCUUCGCGGCGCAUGACAUGUCCAUGUCGCUCACCCUUAGCACUUCAGAAGCUAUGCAGCCUCAAGGUCCUCUGGCACAGCUCACAAAGUCGAGCCCCGAACUUGCUCAGGAGCCCAUGACGGAACCGUUCCCUCUACUAGCAGUAGAGGCCGACAAGCUGGGCAUCCCUCUGGGUGAACGCCCGCGGCUCGGGUCGCCGUUCAUGGCCAAGAGCUAUGGGCCCAGCUCGACCGGCGCGUUGGCUGCUGCCGCGUCCUCGAUGCCGCAAAGGCAGAAUCAGAGCCUCGGCCGCAGACGCACUCUCCAGUCGCCGGCGCGUCUGACGAGAAGCCGGUCCAACACGCAGAAGCGCGUCGGGAGACCCAGACAGGGGUCGCAUGAGCCAAGAAAGACGAAGCGGCCCAGUCUCGUCUCGGAUCUUUGGAUCGAGCCCAUGCCCUCUGAAGCCCUGCCCAAGACACCACUUGAACCGGAUGUCGAGUUUAGCUCGACAGACAACCAUUCGCGCGAUGAUCUCUUCGUGCCUCGGACAAAUCUCGCUGGACUCUUUACGGCGCCCAUGCGGAUACCCUCCUCCAGAUCCCAGCUAUCGGAUUCAUCCGAUCCGUUCUUGGCCCCGCCCAAUGCGCCACCUCCGAGACUGGGAUCGCCGUUUCCUGGGUCCAACACCAGCUUUUCGUUUCCAAGUCGGCUCACGCAGCCAGGGGGGCUUGAUCACGGUACCAUCCGUCCCUUUGCCACAGUUCAACAGUCGGGUGACGGCGGCUCGGCGCCUCCCCGCAACCUGGCUGACCGAUUGGCCUACAUUGACGAACGUCUUCGGGACUUGAGACGGCGUGACACCAACCGGCGCCGAUCCGAAUCCCCAUUUUAG
Colletotrichum graminicola M1.001 is the source of this 1941-nucleotide messenger RNA. RefSeq lists its product as uncharacterized. The record is from RefSeq and is a predicted model, not a curated record. The coding region runs from base 1 to 1941 and encodes 646 amino acids. NCBI's taxonomy places the organism in Eukaryota, Fungi, Ascomycota, Sordariomycetes, Glomerellales, Glomerellaceae. The transcript has a single exon.